UAGCGUUAUCUCUGUUGAACUACCCAUCGAGUGAGGGACAUUUCUAUAGCUCACACACUAAUCUCUAUCCUUUUUCCGCCAUGGCUUUCUCUGCAUCUCUUUCGCACAACUCUUUCUCAUGCCUCACUCAGUUCCCGCAAAGUUUUAGAAGAAACCCACUUCGUUUUAAUCCCAUUCGAGCCCUAAAAUCCACUGAUCCGGAGAAUAAGGCAUCGGAGACCAAAACCCAGCAGCCCCCCAUGGCUGAACCUUCAACUUCAAGCUCCCCCGCCGCCUCUCCCAAGGUUCUAAAGAAGCCCGUCUAUUCGAUGAAGAAGGGUCAGAUUGUGCGAGUUGAUAAAGAGAAGUAUCUUAAUAGCGUUAAUUAUCUAUCUGUUGGGCAUCCACCUUAUUACAAGGGCUUGGAUUAUAUUUACGAAGACCGUGGCGAGGUAUUAGAUAUUCGCAUUUUCGAGACGGGGGAGUAUGCACUUAUUGCAUGGGUUGGUGUCCCAACUGCACCAGCAUGGCUGCCGACUGACAUGCUUAUAAAGUCGGAGAAACUCAACUACGAAAGACUGUAAUCACAGCUUUGAAUCAAGGAUGCCUCAAAGGUUUAUUCCUCAUGUUUCUGUAAAGAUUUGUAGUUAAAACUACAUAUUUUACACAUAUAUUGAUCUAUAGAAACCUCCUGAAUAGAUAUCUGUUUUGAAUGCCUGAUCCAAGUUGAUGAUAGCAGAGCUA
Molecule: messenger RNA, 723 nt
Organism: Cucurbita maxima (winter squash)
Lineage: Eukaryota; Viridiplantae; Streptophyta; Magnoliopsida; Cucurbitales; Cucurbitaceae
Product: NAD(P)H-quinone oxidoreductase subunit O, chloroplastic
Exons: 6
Coding region: 81-563 (160 amino acids)
Cellular component (GO): plasma membrane
Molecular function (GO): oxidoreductase activity, acting on NAD(P)H, quinone or similar compound as acceptor
Source: RefSeq, a predicted model, not a curated record